CGGGACCUCUGGGAAAUUAGGGUUUUCCUAGUUUCCUUAUUUAAACGGAAAUCGACAGUGCGAAUUUCGGUUCCCACAGACACUGUCUUCCUUGAGAUCAUUUGGCCACACUCCCCACCAUAGCUGUGAUUGGCUUUCAAUGGGAAUAAUCGGUGUAACUAGAAGCUGCGAGACGAGAAAUCCAAAAAUAAGAAAGUGUUUUGUAGAGGAAACUGUUGAGAAUUAAUAGAAACUAUUGACUUACAUCAGGAGAAAAUUCGACAUGGUGGAUGUCAACGGAAUUGAUGAGGGGGUUAUAUGGUAGAUGACCAUCUUCUAGGUCCAUAAGUGUCAGUUGGUCAAAUGAAGCUGAGAUAUAAGACAACAGCUCUGGUAUGGCUGGGAAUGCCACAAAUUGUAGUGAGAGUAGGAAUCCUUGAACACUGAAACUGUCCUGCCUGAGCUUACAAAUCAGUGUAGCAACUGGAUCCUCACAUUUAUUUUUUACAAACUUUGGUGGUUUCAUGCAGGAAAUGGUUUUUAGGAAUAACUCUCUACCCCAAGGAAAAGCAAAGAAAGUUGAGAGGUGUUCAACCAUCCUAACAUAUUGAAGAGUAGGGUGUGCUUCUUGUUUGUGAGCAAUGAUAACACCGUCGACAAUGAUUAUCAAAGCAAGUCGUAUCUUCCUCCACCCAGUCAUGUUCUGUUCUAUCUCGAGCAUGUGACAUAGUUCAGCAACUGUUAUAGUUUUUUUCUUGCCAAUAAUUCUCUUUCAUACUCUGUCUUUGUCAUUCGCAACUGAUUUAGUAUUGUCGGGGUGAUACCCUUCAGGGAAGGAGCCACAAUGUAGACCGGUGACGGUACCAAAUUCUUCAAGACCAUAACGAAGAGGAUCCCCACCAAAAACAGACCAGAGAGGAAAUAAUGAAUCAGUUUACAAGAAACUUGGUAAUGAUGGGAAGGGAGGUCGAAAACCUUUCUGAAAGGAGACUAACGAAUGGUUUCAAACUCUGAGGUAUCUCGGAGAACAUGGCGAAUGAAGGAUAGAAUCUCAGGUGAAAAGUAGAUGUUAAGACGCUUGGUGGGGAAUCUAUCAGUUGCAAAUAAUAUGGACGGGAGACGAACGUCCGGUUGAAGUGUUCCUAUAUAUAGAAUGUAGGCAGGUUAAUAAUCAAAUGUAAAAUUGAGAUCUAAAAAACCCUAAUUUUGCAAAGAUUCAGAAGAGAACGAAAUGGAAGAAAGACACUAAAAGAAAUAUUGGCAUUAGUAGUGAAUACAAAUGUGCUACCAUAUCGUUUUCGUAGCGUUUCGAAGAAUGCCGUGACAGCCGCAGCUACAAUAGACCUCCCUCCUAUCAUAGUGUUUUCCCAUGUGUUAUGUUAAAUAGACAUAUUAUAGCGUUAAUUGUCAGCUAUAUAAUAGUUUUAUUUAACAUUUGAUUCGUGCUAUGAUAUAAUUUUUCACUGCUUAUUUUUUGUGUUAUAAAAUAUUUUAUAAUGACAUAAAUAUAAGAGAAAUACCCAAGGAUAGCACUAAAAAAAUUUUGGUCACAAAUAUAGAAACAUUUUUGUCACUUUCCUCUUUGUGGUCUGCUUUUGUGACCAAAACUUGAAAAUUAUCUAUUUAUGAGAAUUGCCCUAAAUAUAAUGCUAUAAUUAAAAAUUAAAUAAUGAAAAAUUAAAUAAAUUAAUUGAUUAAAAUUAAUUGAUUAAAGUUAAUUAAUUAAUUUUUAGAAAUAAAUCAAAAAUGAAUUUAAUAAAAAAAAUUAAAUUUUAUUUAUUAAUUAUAAUUUGUUUACAAAUAAAAUAAGUUUACACGUUAAACCAAAACAACAUUAAACAAAAUUUGUUUAAUUGUAAACCAAGAAAAUUAAACCUAAAAAAUCUCUAACUCUUGCCCCUCAGCCUCCUUUGCCGUAGAGCUCCACCUCCGCCUCGUCUGUUUGCUCCGGAUCCUCCACCAUCGAUGCUUCAAAAACGCUGUCAGCUACGCCAUCUGCUAUCCUCUUCCACCAUCCACCAUCACGAACUCCUCCACCAAUUAUCCUUCCCGUGUCAUCGUCGUCUUCCGCCUACAGAAUCCGGCACAGAUCCGACUCCACUCCCUCUUCGACUCAAGCAAGACAUCUCCUUUGAAUGGCAUCGAGACAAAGACAGGGACUUUCUAUCAGAAUACCACCUUCGCACCACGCUUGACCGGAGACGCCGCUAUGUCACACCACUGCUUCUCCUUCCCUGCUCCUUAAUAAAUUUGUAAACAAAACAAAAAUUAAUCACACAUUUAUAAGAAGAUGAUGAGAACAAGAGAGCAGAUAAGAGGAAGGGGAAGUGCGUUGACCUGUGUGGUGGUGAGGAGUUGAAUAUACUCGAUAACAACAAUGGUGGUGGUACAAUAAACCCUGAGUUGAUCUUUUGAAAAUAAUCCCUCCCUCAAGGAAGAUUAUCAUCGACAACAACCUGAUGAUUCAAGAGAUCUCGAAAACAAAAUAGAAUGAAGAGUAUUCGAUUCCUCGCAAUAAAGGAGGAAGAGGAUUCAAUUUCUCAAACAAAGAUGGAGAGUAAAGAUUAAAUGUUAUGAAAAAUUGAGAGAGAAUUAAAAGAGAAGAAGAAUUUUAAGAGAAGGAGAAAUGAUUUUUUGGUAGAUCUAGAAAAAAAAAGGAAAAGAUUCGCAGAGAACAGUGGGAAUAACAUAGAAUCGCCACGGACAAGGUCUGUAGAACUCUUACUUGCUGCGUAAUCGACUAAAGUCGCCGCUUUUUAGAAUAGGGCUUGUAGGGAUGAAAUGUAUGUUUAAAAUUUAUUUUUACAAGAAUAGAUUUGAUACAUCAAAAAGAUGGGACAUUAGAAUAUAAAGUUGUUUUUUAAUUUUUUUGGUUGUAACUUUAAAACCCAGUAUAAAGCAUGAUUGAUGAUUUAAAAGCGGUAGAUUAAAAAUUAAAACUAAAAUCAGCUUCUACAGUCCAACCAAUCAUCCUUGAUGUAUCCAAAAUCUAUACUAUUAUUUGAGAAGUGAUUUUGCUUACUUGUCAUCUUUUCUAUGAUUUUAGGUAAUUUUGAUUAUUUGUCAUUGUUUAUUGUUUAUUUGUCUUAUUUUCCAUAAUUUUAAGAAAUUUACUUAUUUUUUAUGUUUUAAUAAUUUUAAUUUUGUUUAUUUGUCAUAUUCUCCACAAUUUAAAUAAUUUAUUUAUUUUUCAUAAUCUUAAUAAUUUCAAUUGGUAAUUUUAUUUAUUUGUAAUAAAUAAUUUUAGGUGAUAAUUUUAGUUUUGUUUACUUAUUGUGUUCUCUAUGAUUUUAGGAUAUAUUGCUUAUAUUUUAUGCUUUAUUAUUUUAAAGCAUUAUUUUUUAUAUUUCAUGAUUUAGGUUGAGUCAUUAUUUUUAAUAAAUAAUUUUUAAAUUGUUAGUAUUAAAAAUGUUUUAGUAAUUGUUUAAUAAAUAUUCACAUUAUAUUUAGGGAUAAUUAUUAUUAACUAAUAUUAGUAAAUUUUAGCAAUAAUUUUGUAGUUUUUCAUCUUGUGUUCACUUUAGUUAUAUAAAAUUGUUUAAUGUUUGUAUUAAUUAUUUUUAAAGGAUGUUUGCUACUAUUUUAUAUCAUCAUCAUCUUACCAAUCAAAAAUAUGAGUACAAAAAAACACAAUCUUUAGCCGUUAAUUUUUUUUAUUUUUAAAAAAAGUUUUUAUUAAACAUAUAUAAUUAUGAAUUUUAGUUUAUAAAAUUUUAGUUAAAUAGAAAUAUGUUGUUAACUGGUGUCACUACGAACUCCGAUAAAAAGAAAUUCAUAUAAAAUGUAAUUAGAUUUUUGAUGAAGAAAGGAUUGAUUUCAUAGGUUUUGUAGAUUUAUCUUUUAUGUUAUUUUACAAUAUUAAUAAAAAUUUAUUAUAAUAUUAUGAUGAUGAUAGUUUUACAUUUGUGGUUUGGUGAUAGUAUCAUUGUAGAUUUUGUUAAUAGGUGUCACUAUAAACUCUAAUAAAAGGAAAUUCAUAUAAAUGCAAUUAGAUUUUUGAUGAAGAAGGGAUUGAUUUCAUAGUUUGAAGAUUUAUCUUUUAUGUUAUUUACGGUAUUAAUAAAAUUUUAUUAUAUUAUUAUGAUGAUGAUUCUUUUACAUGUGUGGUUUGGUGAUAGAAUAAAUGAACAAUUUUGUAAGUAUCAAACAAUUAUCUAUGCUAAGUUGUAAUAAAUAAAGUAAAUUAUAUAUUCUGCUUAAUUUAAUAUUUGAAAUUAAUUAAAUAAAUUAGAUUAAAAUUUAAAAUUAGAUUAAAAUUUAAAAUUAUGUUAAAAUUUAAAUUACUUGGAUAUAUAUCUAGUUCUCUAUUAAAAAAAUAUUUUGGUUAAAACAUAAUUGGUAGAUAUAUUGGAUAUUUAAUAUUAUUUGUAAUCCCCUACUAUACUAAAAGAUAAAAAUUUAUAAUAAAUAUGUUCACGCUAAUUGACACGUAGCAGCCUCACAGUCAUUUAAAAAUUAGAAUCAUGACGUGACAGUCUUACAAUUAUUUAAAAAUUUAUGUGUUCAUACACUAAUUUUUUUAACUCUAGCGCAUACCAUUUAAUGUGUUCAUACACUAAUUUUUUAAUUAACUAAUUUUCAGUUUCUGCAUUUUUAACAUUUGUAUUAGUAAAUUGAAGUUUUCCCCGUGCAACUACUAAAUAAUAUCAUUGUUGAAAGAAAGAAAUUACAAAAUCAUUAAGAUUCACAUCAAUUACAAUGUUGGAAUAAAAAUGUUUCUAGAAAUUGAAAAUUUUGCACCUUGCAAAAUUUGGCCAUGGUUGAGGCUUCGGUAUACGAAAGCAAAAAAUAAUUGUGAUUGGUUAUGAAUUGAAAAAAACUGAGAAAAACACGACACACAAAGUCGGAUCUUUAGUUUAGCCAAGUAAUGCUUUUUACUGAGUUUUCAUAUCAAACUAAAAAUUAAAAAUAAUCAUAUUGGUAGGAAAAAAAUUAGAAAUCAAAAAGCUUUAAAAGAAAAGAAGAUCAUUCGCGAAAUCAAUUGAAAAAACAUAAUUCAAAUUAAAUGCCAAUUAAAGAGAUCAUAUUAUUUUUGAUGCAACCCUAGCUCCUUCCGUUCAAUUAUAUCUUGAUUUUAAUAUAUUUACCAAGAAUUGUUUUAUAAAAAAGUACAGGCUAUUGGUUGUAGAAUAUGUCAAUUUUACAACAUGUCCAGCAAUAUUGACACGACGGACGCCCAACAAUAUUAUAUAUUCAGAACUAUGAAAUUAUCUAAAAAUUAUCAAAGUAGUCACAAAUAAAUAUCUAGCAAUAACAAAAAGAAUGUUCAAAAUACUGAAAAUAUCUAUUUGUUCUCCAUCCAAAAUUUAAGUUGAUUUAAUUUUAUGUAAAUUUAAGUAUUUAAUCUUACAUUAUUUAAAUAUUUAUGCUUUAUAUUAUUUUUAUUUUUCAGAUUUUGAGGAAAUGAAUCCAAAAGGAUUUGUGAAUGUUCAUUCCUAAAAAACACUAUACAACAAAUCUCUUAGAACAAUGUAAAACAAAUAAUAUAAUCAAUUAUUUCACUCCACGCACCACACGAAUCCCUAGUAUAUAAUAUUUCUUAAAAAUAAUAUAUUUUUAUAGUCCAAGUAUAGUUAUAAAUAUUGAGUAGCAACUAUUUGCUUGACUUAGCAUUUAAGUAUAUGUUUCUUAUCAUGAAUUGCAGCAAAACAUUAAGCAAAUUUGUCUUUUUCCUUUGAACUUUUAUUAUUUUAAUAAUAUUUGUUUUGAAUUCAAUGCUAAGUGUCAACUUAACUCCAAAAGAAUCAUGUCAGAAUGGAGUGGAAAUUACGUGUAAUAGUCAAAACAUCAAAUAAAACAGUAACAAAACCAACUCAGAAAAUGUUUACUUGCAAUUUAUUUGUAACCGCUACUUAAAACUACCACAAAGCAUAAAAUCUAUGGUUAGAUAAGAUAACUAAAUAAUUGCAUUCAUUGGCUCAAAAUAACAUUUUACUUAAAUGCCACUUUCAUACGUGUGUAAAACGAGUAGAGUGUCCUUAUAUCUACCAGUCAGUUUCACAUUCUUCUCCAUCACAAACCAGUCAUGUCAUCUCCAACACUAGACCAACUACACACUUACCAUGCCCAAGAAAGGGUGAUAUUCUCUAAACUGGUCCUACAAUUUUCAAGAUCACCAUCUGAAUCACUCCUUGUCAUGGCUACAUGGUUUUGGCUUGAAAACUUUGGUUUUGAAGACAUUUUUGCAACCAUAUUUGCUCUUCCAGAUCGACUCAUUGCAUCUUUUGCUAACGAAGCUGUCUCCUGCUUCCGAUGCAUCGAGUACUCUGAUCCCCCAAAUGGCUUCGACCAAAUCCCUCUCACUUCACAAUAUUUGCAAAAUCACAUCUCACUUUCCAUGAUUUACAAACAUCGAUACACCGCCAUUGCUGGUAUCAAAACCUUUCUAAACACCAUUUGUUCUAGAAUCUUUUCAGACAUCCUUGCACAAGUUCUUCCAUAUUCUUCACCACCAUAUUUCGUCCCCGGAUUCCACCCAUCUCUGAUCAUACCUGGCUUCCCGCAUCCAACUUUCGGAAACAUCAAUGUCAUGCGACCUAAUCUAGUUGAUGGCGUUAACACCUUCAACAACAACAACUCAUUCCUCUUCCCAAAGGGUCUUUGGGAGUGGAACGAUCACUCCAUGGAAAGUGAGAAUGAUCGAACCAUGUUUAUAACGUUUUCUCGUGGCUUUCAUGUGUCGCAGGCCGAAGUUAAGGAGCUUUUCACCAACAUAUUUGGAGAAAAGUGUGUGGUAGGUGUUUACAUGCGAGAAGACUGCGUAAGUUCACCUAACAUAGUUGCGUGUAACAAUGAUCAGCAACAAUCACUAUUUGCUAAGUUGGUUUUGGACUCGGUGGUUACGGUGGAUCGUAUACUAGAAGGUGAGAAGCUCCAAAAGUUUCGGAUCAAUGGUAAACACAUAUGGGCUCGUAAAUACAACGAGAAGAAGGACAGGCGUACUUGAUUCACCUAAAAGUCGAAAGAAAAUCUAAUUUUCCUUUUGUUCAUCUUUAUCUUUAUGUUAUAAUUUAAUAAUAAGAAAACAUAUGUAAUGCCUUACGCCUAGCUAUUUAAUUUUGGACUUUUUCAAUAUGAAUGGAAUAUGUUUUCACAUAAUUUAGCGUUGAAUGUCACUGCAAAUUUAAUUUAAAACAAGUGUAAUGCAACACUAUAUUGUGCAUGAACACAUCCUCUUUUUUUAUCGAGCUUAUGCUGAUUCACAUUUGAUUAGGUAAUUAGUCAGAAUUUUAUCUAGUUCAGUUGAAUUGAAGAAAUAAUUUCUCGAGAAACACAACACUAUCAAAAUAAAAACAUUUUCGAAAAAUACACUAUCAAAUUAAUUUUCAAGAUAUUUUUCUUCCAAGCUUAUUAAAAAAUAUAAAAUUGUAUAUUACAUAUAGUAUAUUUUUUCCAUUUUUACAUGAAUAAAAUUAAAAUACAUAAUAAAAUGUUACGGAAAUAAUUAAAAUAUAUGAUAAAAUAUUAACUUGAACAUGAAUGGGCAGAUAUCUACUAAAUUCAAAUUUCUUACUCAUAUUUUAUGCAUGCACUAGCUUUGAUCCUUUUUAAAUACAAAUAUUAAAAUAUAAAAUAAAUGACACGUCGUAAUAUUAUUGGUAAAAGUUGCAAAAUUAUCGGUUAUAACUGGUAAAUUAAUAUUUAAACUAUUGAAAUAAAAAUAAAUGUAUUAACAGGAAUGGAUUAUAAAAAAUGGAAUUGUUUCAUUCCAUUUAUUCAUGAAGAAAUUUGUUAUGGAAUAAUUUUCUUUGUAUUUAUUUAUGGAAUUGACGAAAUGACUGUUCUAUUUUAUUCAUAGUAAACAAUAAAAUUAGAAUUAAUAGAAUUGAUCAUUUCAUAUGAUUUUAAUUUAAAAAAAUACAAAUAUUUGAACUAGUCGAAUAAAAUAAAUGGAUUAACAGAAAUAGAAUAUCAAAUUAGAAUCGAUCCAUUCCGUUUAUUCAUGAACAAAUUUGUUAUGUACUAGUUUUCUUUGUAUUUAUCUAUGGAAUUGACGAAAUGACUAGUCUAUUUCAUUCAUGGUAAACGAUAAAAGUGGAAUUAAUAGAAUCAAUCAUUUUAUAUCAUUUGAAUUUAAAAAAUAAAAAUAUUUGAACUAGUGGAAUGAAAUAAAUGGAUUAACAGAAAUGGAAUAUAAAAAUGGAAUCGAUUCGUUCCAUUUAUUAUGGACAAUUUUUUUAUGUAAUAGUUUUCUUUGUAUUUAUCUAUUUAAUUAUGGAAUUGAUGAAAUGGAUAUAAUAUUUCAUUCAUGGUAAACGAUAGAAACAAUUUGUGGAAUUAAUAGAAUCAAUCAUUUCAUAUCAUUUUAAUUUAAAAUGCAAAUAUUUGAACUAGUGGAACAAAAUAAAUGGAUUGACAGAAAUAGAAUAUAAAAAUGGAAUCGAUCCAUUCCAUUUACUCAUGAACAAAUUUGUUAUGUAUUAGUUUUCUUUGUAUUUAUCUAUUAAUUUACGGAAUUGGUGAAAUGACUAUUUUUUUAAUGGCUAUUUUUUUCAUUCAUGGUAAACGAUAGAAAAAAAUUGUGAAAUUAAUAGAAUAAUUCCAUAUCACUUUAAUUCAAAAAGUACAAUUCAGUUGCAGCCAUCAUCUUCCACCAUUUGGUUUAGUAGUAGUAGUAAAUUUAGUAUGGACUGUGCGCAACACAAUCCAUGGAUAAAAAAAUACAAAGAGACAAAAGUUUAAUGUUAUAGUUAGAGCAAAAAAAAGUCAAGAUUAUCUAGGAAUAGGUUUAAAAUUAAAGAUUUUAAAUAUAUUUGCGGUCAAACCCGGAUCUAUUGCUUGGAAGCCAAUUAUCUUAACCGUUGGACUACAGACGAUUAAUAUUAUCAGAAUACAUAUUUAUUUCAUACUUCCAUACAGAGUUUAUGGAAAAGGGGCCUAUUUCAACAUGAACUUUACCCGUCGUGCAUAUUUCUUCCCGAAAUUUGUAGUAGUGCGUAUUCCAUACUGAACUAAACAAAAAAUUAAAUAUACUACAUGAAAAUUAAUGCAUCGUGCCUUUUCAUUACCCAACUUUUAGUAGUGCAUAUUCCAUACCAAACUAAAUAAAAAUUCAAAAAUACUACAUGAACUCUUAAAAUCGUGCUUCUAUAUAUAUUGAUCGUCAAAGGUGUUAGUCAUCCGUUAAUUUAUCAAAACGACAUUAUUUUGGAUGAAUUCUGUAAAAUUAAAAAUUAAAAAUACUACAUAAACUCUCAAAAUCGUGCUUAUAUAUAUAUUUACCAUCAAAGGUGUUAGUGAUCCAUUAAUUUAUCAAAAUGCAUUAUCUUGGAUAAAUUCUGUUAAGUUAAAAUUUAAUUUUUUGGAGAUUCAAACUCUCACACUGGUGGACAAGCAUAAAGUAAAUAUUUGAAUUAAUAAUAAAUAAUUUAAACUUAUAAGAUAAUAAUUUGUAAAGGUAAAUUUAAAAACAUUAGUAAUUAUAGAUUUACUUGAUAAAACUAAAACAAUAAAAAUUUGAUAACAUAUAUUUGAUUAAAUAAAUAUAUAUAUAUAUAUAUAUGUUAAUGUUUACACAAUUAAUACAAGAAAGUUAUUUUGGUUUAUAGAUGUUAUCCAAAAUGACGUUGUUUUGAUAAAUUAACAGAUGACUAACACCUUUGACGGUCAAUAUAUAUAGAAGCACGAUUUUAAGAGUUCAUGCUGUAUUUUUGAAUUUUUGUUUAGUUUAGUAUAGAAUAUGCACUACUAAAAGUCCGGGAAUGAAAAGGCACGAUGAGAUUCAAGAUCAGCUAUUUACCAAUGACGCAAAAUGAGAAUGCAGAUUCGUUAGCUAGGAAUACCGGAUCUAAAUGUUUAAAAAAUAAUUAAAUUAUAACUAGUUAAUAAACAGUUUCCACUUGCUGAUAAAUUUUUAAUCAUUUUGAUUAUAUGUAUAAAAAUUAAGUAGAAUAUUUUAUUUAAAUAAAUUUAUGUUUUUAUCUUAACUAAAUAUGUAGUGUCAUUACUAUUAAGUUGUUCUAUUUUACAAUUGAAUCACAAUUUAGAUGGUCUUCAAUAUAUUAAAAUAAAGCUAUUAAUUAUAUUUAGUUCGAUUAUUCUUAUUCACUUGUAGAUAUAUUUUAAAUAUACAGAAACAAUAUUAUUUUCAAAAAAAAAUCAGUCACUUAUUUGAGUAAUAAUAAGUGAUUUAUUUUUUCUUAUAAAAUUUAGAUGGUUUAUAAUUUAUAUAUGAAAAUCAAAUAGAUUUUUAAAUUAUAUUGUUAACUUAAUUUGACAUAUAAUUUUAGUUAUAAUAAUUUAUACCAAUUUUAUUAAUUAUUUUAAAACAGAUUGAUUGCUACAAAUCCUUUGCAGCGAAAGUGAGUGCUCUACUAUAUCUCUGUCUAACGAAAGCAAUUCAAAACUAUUCAAACGGCAUAAGUAAUCUAAGCGACCAAAAACAUUGCCGAACAACACAAUCACUUUUAUUGAAACCAAAAUCAUAAAUAAUCCAUCAAAAUGGAUCAUCGCAUAACUGUUUCAUCAAAUUGAGCAUUAGAAAAGUAAUGUUAAUACGAGAUUCCUUAAUAUGAUGAAAUCAAAAGUAUGAUUGUGAAUCCACAUAAAAAACAUCGAUACAAGAAACCUUUGACAAUGAAACUGAGACGGCGGGGCAGCAUCCGAGCUGAGAGAGACAAACAUACAUGCUGACGGCGGGGAUAGGCGAUGUUGUAAAUGAUGACGGCCGAUAGGAGAGACGCCAAAGAUGAGAGAGGCCGUCGCGAUUGUGAUUUCAAUUUUCAAAUAUAUCUAUUUUAUAUACGGUAAUUAGGAGAAAAAAGGGUAAAAUGGUAAUUAGUCAUAUUGAAUGAAAUCUAGUUUGGUGAUUUUGGGACUUGAGUGCUAUGUUGGGAAUGAAAAUUUGAGGUAAUUUCUCUUCUAUUUUAGCAUCUAUUAAAAGUAAUUAGUUUUGUGAUUAUUUAUUAAAAUUAUAUUAUAUAAGUAAAAUUAUUUUUAUAGAUGUUUUUAUCUUUGUUAUAAUUAUAUGAGAUUUAUAAUCAGAUAAACAAUUAUGCAAAAAAUGUAUAAACCAUCUAAAUAAUACUAAUAUUAAACUAUUUUAGUUAAUUAAAGAUACAUAUAUAUAUAAAUAUAUAUAUCAGUUAUGUUAUUUAAUUAUUUUAUAUAAUCAUCUAAGAAAAUAAACAGAUAUAAAUAAAAUAUUUCUACUACUUUACAAUAUAUUUUAUGUUGGUUAAAUGGUUUUUAAAGAGACAAAUAAAUUCCUUUCUUAAUAAUCAAGAAUAUUUUGUGAAUUGUUUUAGUGAAAUCACAUUAUAUAUAAAUAUAGUUUUGUUUGAUCUAAAAAUAUAGAUAAGUAUAAGAAAUUAUUAGUUUUGACUUUGGAUAUAUAUUUUUAUUGGUUAAAUUAUGUUUUAAAGGGAAUACUGUAUAUUUUCUUGAUAUUAAGAUUAUUUUGUGAACUUUCCUUCUUUAUGAAGUCACAUUAUAUAUAAAUAUAUUUUUGUCGAAUUUAUAAAUGUUUCCUUUUUAUUUUAUAUAUUUAUUGUAAAAUAAAAAGAAAAUAAAUCAAAAUAUAAUAUAAUUAAAAAUUUACCAAAUAAAAAAAUUAGUAAUAGUAUUUAGAAGUAAUAUUUUAAAUUCAUUAAAAUAUCUCUAUAAUUAACCCUCGUGAAAAUUAACACGAGUACAACACAUAGAAAACUGAAUUUUUAAAUAAUAUUAUAGAGAUUCCAUUUUAUAUUUACCACUUACAUCCUAAUUUUUCCUUUAAACGAUAAUCGCUAUCUUUGGUUAGAUUAAUAAAAUAUUUUGAAGUGUUAGUUGCACGCUACAACAUACAUGAUUGGUAAAGUUUAGUGAUUUAAAAAGAAAUAAAACUAAAGUAUAGAGAUAAAGCCCAACCAAUCACCUCCAUAAUUUACAACUGCUUCUUUGUCAAUUCUCAUUAUAGCAGUUGGUCACUAACAUUUUAUUUUUGUAAUUCACGGUCACUGACAUUUAUGUUACAAAUUAAGAAUAACAUUCUAUCACAAAUUCAUCACACCAGGGUAAACGUAGUCACAAUUAUCCACAGUUACUAAUUAUUAUAUACAAAAUAAACAAUAUAAUAAUAGGUUUUUACUUAUAUAAAAUAUAUAUAUAUAUAUAUAUAUAUAAAUUAUUAAUUUAUAAUUUUAAUAAGACUAUAUAUUUACAUAGAAUUUUCUUUAAAAAAUAUUAUCUUAUUAUUUUAUCGAUUUGUGUCAAAUUUUGAACCACCCCAAAUUAGAACCGACAAAAUUUAUUAAUUUUUAAUGAUUAUUAAUUUACCGAAUAUUAAUUUAAAAAGGUCCUACUGUGUAUAGCCUUCUUCUCCAUCCUACGGUGAGCAUUGAUUUGGAUCUUAAAACUCAUACUUCUUGCUUUCUUUUUCUUUUUACUCCUUUGCUAGAUUUAAUGGUAGUAAUAAUUGCAGGUACUAUGUUGCCAUCGUACGACCUAGAGACAAGCUAUUGAUAGAUAUCUGCAUAUCCAAAGUGAAUGCAUCUGAGACGGUCAAAGAAAACUCAUGAGGCCUUCUCGUUGUCCGUCAGUUCAUACUCUUAAAAGAUGAAAAAGAUAAGAAGAUAAAAAGAUAAAGCGACAGAAUUUGCAGUCAGUCCGUGUAUUGAUUGAGGUUGAUGGUCAAUUCUUAUAACAAUAUUUACAUUCAUAGAGCUCCAUGCAUAAGUAGACUGGUACAGAAAUUAAAAUGGUACUUGUUGAUCAUGUUUGGGAAGUUCGGCAAAGAGCAACACAAAUAUAUGACCACGUCAUCCUCAUGCUCUCUCGUCUCGUGGACAGUCCCGGUAUUUUGGUAUACAAAUUUCAGAUGUUUUUGAUAUUGGACCGAAUCAGAACCGGUUAUUUUUGUUCGGUUCAGGUUCAAAAUUGAUUUACACAAAAAGUAAUUAAUUUAUUCUUGUGUUAAAUUAAAAAAAAAUUACCAAUUGUUACUUUGUUUUGUAAUAAUCUAACUAAAUCCAUAUGCAAAAAUAAAUAAUUCACGCGGAAAAAACCAUUAAUAAAAACAUCUUGUAAAAAGCAUCAAUAAAAACAUCAAAAAUCGGCUCAGUUUGAUAAAUAAUUUUGGAAACAAAAGAUACCAAGCCUUUCUCUUGUUUUGGUUUCCUUUUAAAAGUUAAGCUUUAUAAUAUAAAUUCAGUUUUAAUACCUAUCAAACCUAAAUGUUUUUUAGUGUAUCAAAAGACUUUGUAAUCGUUAUACAAAAUGUCGAAAAACAUUUAGUCAUUGUGGAAGCAGAAAAGGUUUAAAUCUCGAAAAAAUGUUUGUUGACAAGUUUGUGGAGAUAUGGUUAUGUUACGAUUAGACAUGUUGAAAUUGUUUGUGGAUAUGAAGUGGAGAAUGUAUCAUAUUCAUAUCUUUUGGUCACACGUCAAUAGUUUUCUCAAUAAUCUUAAAAAAAAAAAAAAACGGUUGGAGAUAAAAGGAACCUUUGAAGACAAAAAAAUCUCACAAAAAGAAAGAAAAUAAAAACUCAGAGGGGCUCGGCGGUCGGCCGGCGCGUGAGCGUCCGUGCCGCCGCCGGAGCUCGUGUUUCUUUCAGAUAAAAUAAUCAGGUUCCGGCCUUCUCACCGUCUCCGCCGGUUUCCGCCUGUCCGAGCUCUGGUCCGCCACCAACCAUUUCGGUUCUGGCCCUGGAGUAACGACGCGGUGGCUGAAAGGAUGACGCGGUGAAGACCUUAGUGUUUUGAAUAAUAUCUCCGGGAGGUGGAGGCUAUCUCAGAUCCGUUGCCGCCGGUCUUUUGUCUCCGUGGCGGGGAAGCUUCUUCAGUUCCGCCGUCAUCGGAUCUAGUCUCCGGGGGGUGAAGGCUUCUUCAGCCUUGCGUUGCCGGCUUGUGGCCCCUAAUCUUUAGGGUUUAGUUUAUAUCUAUUUUUUCUUUGGUCUGGUUUUAGUUCUGGUUGUUUCUGUUGAUAGUGUGUUCGUCGGAGGAGAUGGAAGAGCUCCGGCGGAAAGAGUGAAGAUGCAUGCGAUUCCUCUCGCGGGUCUCUGCGAUUAAUGACGAUGGAUGAGCUUUCGCUACGGCGAUUGAGGCUCUCCUGUUUGAGUGGCCCAAAGUUGUUUGAAGGUAAAGAGGAACGGAGCGAUGGAGCUCCGGUUUGGCCGUGUGAUCCGAAGGUUGGAUCUCUGGCGUCGAAGAGACGCGGUGGUAUUGCGCUGACCUAGUGACACGUGUUCCCUCGAGGAUGAGGAUGGCAACACGUGUACAAGCUACCAAAAGUGAGAUUAGAGAGGCGGCCAAUUUCAUUUCUGCUUGGUCUCUAGGGUUUUCUCGAUUUGGGCCGCAGGUUUUAGCCCAUUUGAGAAAAUGGGGUGCCCUAAUAAGUUGUUGGGCUUUUGCUAAUAUAUUGUACUGGUCUUGGCCCGCUUCUUUCAAAUAUUAAAAACCUUUGACGGAAAAAAAAAGAUAAAAGGAACAUUCUCUCUCUUCGUAUCUACUUCACCUUCUCUCUAAAAGGAACUAUGAUUUUAUAUUUUGACUAUAGAAAUAUUGUUAUGAUUUUUUUUGCUUUGGCUAAAUUUGAACUGUAAAUAUUUGUCUUUGCAGAACAAUUAUAAAGACAUGAUUUUUAUAAAAGUGUCUGUGAACUUUUUAAAAAAUACAAAUCAAGAUUGGUGUAGAUUUAGAGAUGUAGAUAUAAUUGUGGUUGUGGAGAAAAUCACACAUUUAGUUACGGAUCUCUAAUGGUUUAAAUAAUAAGUAUGUUUAAAAAUCCUAGGAUAUGAGUUAAAAGAAAGAAAAUUAAUUACCAUUAUCCUUUUGGCUUAUUGGUGAAAUAGCCAAUUUUGGAGACAAAAUUAAGAACAUAAUAUAUGAUUUAACAUUAUUAGAUCUCAUACCAUUUUGUUCCUUUUCUUCUAGUUCUCUCCUUUCUUUAAGCCUUUGCCGGUAAUAACAUCCAAAAAGCAUCUGUCAUUUAAAUAAAAAAUAAAUAAAAAUGUUAUUAGAGUAGUGGUGGUUAUAGCAUCCACCUUGAUUAUGGUGAUAGUAUAUAUAAAUAGAAUAGACAAUGCUAAAUGGCAUAGUUUAUGUUAACGAAAUUAUAAAAUGGUUUAAAUAUAUUAAUAUACUAUACAUAUCCAAAAUUAAUAAAAUUAAACUCAACUUCAACCCAAAUUUUUCAAAAACUAAAUCCAAAACACUAAUCACUAAACUGUACAAGAAAAUAUAAACUCUAACCCAAAUAUCAAAAUAUGCACAUAGUAUAUAAUAUUAAGUAGUUUCAAAAUAGAAUAGUAACAAACGAAAUAGCAUAGUACAUAUUAUUUAAAUUUUUUAAAUAUUUAUGAUCGCAGGGAGUGAGGUAGUGCUUACCCCAACAUCAACCCAAACCUACAACAAACUAAACCUACAACACUAAUCACUAAACCCUAAAAAAAAAUAUAAACCCUAACCCAGAUAUCAAAAUGUGAAGAUCCAAAUAAAAUAGUAACAACGAAAUAACAUAGUACAUAUUGUUCAACUAGAAUAGUACAACCGACAACUUACAGUAUAUGCGAGUGGUGGUGGUUACGGCAGAAGAUGUGGAGACUGGUAUCAAGAAGAUUGUGGCUGUUCUGAAGGAUCUAAUGGCAAAACUAUAAAAUCUAAAAAUUACAGAUCUGGUUAAUAACUAAAAGAAAU
Messenger RNA from Brassica rapa (field mustard), 15590 nucleotides. RefSeq lists its product as uncharacterized. The record is from RefSeq and is a predicted model, not a curated record. NCBI's taxonomy places the organism in Eukaryota, Viridiplantae, Streptophyta, Magnoliopsida, Brassicales, Brassicaceae.